Molecule: messenger RNA, 2123 nt
Organism: Haliotis rufescens (red abalone)
Lineage: Eukaryota; Metazoa; Mollusca; Gastropoda; Lepetellida; Haliotidae
Product: sodium-dependent glucose transporter 1-like
Exons: 5
Coding region: 379-1671 (430 amino acids)
Biological process (GO): transmembrane transport
Source: RefSeq, a predicted model, not a curated record
UAGAGCACUCUGACACCUGGUUUCUAAUUGUUGAAAUGAUGAGUCUAAGUCCGCACCUCGAACGAAGGUAACCCUUUCAACGACUAGACAGCGGUUGUUGGUGCUCAGCGCUUAACGUUUGUCGCAUUGCCUGAAUGCGUUAUCGAUGAAAGCUGUUACGGCUUGAGGUCUCAAACGGUCAAUGCUGACGACACCUUGGUUGAUAAACUCGCGGUGUACACAGAAGCAGAUACAUUGAAACCCACUGGCACACCUUCUACCCCUGCUAUUGUUAUCGACUGCGCCGAUUUCCAAUUGUAGUCAGGCCGUGAACUUGUCUCAAGUUUGUACCACGGUUGCAGUUGAAGUACGACAGCACAAUACAGCCUCAAUCUGAAGAUGGAAGACCGAAAGACCCGCAUCUUUGAGACGAUAUGGUUGUUCUGGGCCUUUCAUCUCGUGGGGUUUGUGAAUGGCAUCAUUGGCCCUACUCUCCUGGACUUGCAGCAGUUUGUCCAUGCUUCUUUGACCCAGAUGACCUACAUAUUCUUUGUCCAAGGAGCAGGCUUCAUAGUUGGAAUUCUCCUGGCUUUCGGCCUUGAGCGGUGUUUAAGCACGAGACUCAUCAUGACAUGUUCUCUCCUGCUUGGUUGCAUGGUGAACUUUGCCCUUCCCUGGGGCACUGUGUUUUACUAUCUUGCCAUUAUGUUCUUCAUCAUGGGUAUGGCUAAAGGAUUGGUUGACUACGCGGCAAUGUCCAUCUCCAACCAACUAUGGCCAGGGGAAAAGGGAGCGCCCUUCCAGUUCGUGACUCUGGGUGCGGGGAUUGGCGCCUUCCUGGCACCCUUCCUAGCCACGCCCUUUCUCUCUAACGGACCGUCCUCGGGAGAUAUGUUCUCAAUCGAUAUCAACAACCAUACCACACAACCACUAGUCUGUAUAGAAGAAGACCAAUCAAAAUGCAACACCGAGUCACGUGUCCAAUAUGCAUACGUUAUCAUAGGGAUAUUAAGCAUACCGCCAGUCUUUGCGUUUGCGCACUAUCACCGGAAAAGGGGGUCUGAACCGCUCAUGAGCUAUGAAGAGUUUCAACAUACUGAAAGAGGAACAUAUUCCGCACGAAAUUAUUCAUUUAUUGCUCUCCUGUUUCUGUUCCACAUUCCUGUAUUCGGAAUAAUAUUGGCUUACGGUGACCUCUUGACCCCUUAUGGCGUCAAUAUUGGCCUUCACCUUUCAAAAUCGCAUUUGGCAGUAAUGACUUCAGUUUUCUGGGGAUGUUUCCUAAUUGGAAGAAUACUCAAUCUAAGUUUUUCAGGCUGCCUUCCAAAUUUCGUUCUCCUUUGUCUGAAUUUCGUUGGUGUAGUGAUUGCAUGUGGCGUCUUGAUAGGGUUAAGCGAGAAGUAUGAAGUAGGACUAUGGAUGGGAACUGCGGCACUGGGAGUAUUUACCUCCCCUUACCUUCCCAUGGUUCUAGCAUGGAGUGCUGACUAUGUACAGCUAACAGGGGGGAUAAUCACUGCAUCUUUAGUGGCAAGUGGUGUAGGGGAGAUUCUAGUGCCGUUCAUUACAGGGCAGUGUUUUGUUGCUUACGGUCCGAAGGUCCUUAUGUAUUUCAUAAGCGGAACAAUUGCUUAUGAAAUAGUGACAUUCCUGUUUUUGGUCAUCUGCUCUCGAGGACUCCGCAAGAAUUGACUCCCUUCUGACAUGUUCUAACUGUGAUAGAAAUCUUCAAAUCAAACCAGAUUCAUGACCCAACUUAGACUAACAUCUAGUCUCUGAAAUGACCAUAUUUUACAGUUGUUAAAUUAUAGUUAUAACAUCUAAUAAAACGGAGCCAAGAGACUUUCUUCAUUUUCAGAAACUGCAGUAAUCUAGACUUGCCAAACAUUAUAGACUUGCCUGGGCUGUAUUGGAUAUAUUUGUUUCAGGGUCUGUAUGACAGACUAGACACAGCUAUGUACGUCUCUUUUCAGCCUGUGGGGAAAUUGCCCCUUCAUAUGGAAGUUGUUUGUGGUGUAGUGGUGUAUGCCUUUCCUGUAUUAUGACUCGUCAUCUGUUUUCCUUAAGAUACUUUUCAUGUGUGUGUAUAAUUAUGUUUCCCAUCCCUUUGGUUGUGCAAGAUAAAGAUGAUCCUCGCAAUCUCA